Molecule: messenger RNA, 984 nt
Organism: Periconia digitata
Lineage: Eukaryota; Fungi; Ascomycota; Dothideomycetes; Pleosporales; Periconiaceae
Source: the annotation of a GenBank genome assembly
UGCCCACUCCGCCCUCCGCUGCUGAGCAGUUUCUGGCGCCAUUUCCCCCCCAAGACCGCGCCCGCCGUUUUCAGCAGCCCCAAUCACGCCGUCCGUCGUCAUUUUUCCUUCAACUACCGCCUGUCUGCCCACCUGUGUGCCUCCCAUAAAUAAUCCUCUCUGCAUUCGCCCGCCCCGUCCUCCACCUCUCUUAUAUUCCACUCUCAGCUGCCUUCGGACCCUUCUGAACCUUCUGACCUUUGCCACCAGCAUAUAUCUCUCUGCCAAUAUCAGUCUUGAACAAACAGUUGCACAGCGUGGGAUAGGUUUCCCUCCAGCCUUCAGAACAAUAUGCCUCACGCCGAACACACCAAUGGCGACAGCCAUGACGACGCUCCCUUGACCAACGGCGACAAGCCACACUCCAAGGUCCUCUCGCAUCUCUCCACCUACCCGGUCUUGAACGACACCUACAGCGCCUACAAAUCCCACCCAUACGGCCAGAAAUCGCUCUCGCUCGCCCACCAAACUUACGUUCGCUUCAUUGCUCCUCUGCACCCUUACCUACAGACGCCCUACUCGUACGUCUCGCCUUACUUGACGCGCGCCGAUGAGCUCGGCGACACGGGCCUGAGCAAGGUCGACUCGCGCUUCCCCAUUGUCAAGGAAGACACGAGCAAGCUCAAGGAGACCGUCAUCAACUACGUACACGUGCCGCUGCAGCUGGUGGGCCAGGGCAAGGACUACUUGUUCUCCACCUUCAAGGACGAGUACAGCAAGACUAAUGGCGACGACGGCGUUGUCAAGAACAUCAAGGCCCUCGUCAGUACCGAGCUCAAGAUUGGCCAGGACGGCUACCAAAUUGCUCGGUCCUACCUUGGCAAGGGCAAGAAGGAGGUCAACAAGAAGGUGAAUUAGAGCACCCAUGACGGGAUGGUGUAGAGGCAGUUGAAGUGAGUUAGUGGGUGGGCGAGGGGUGAGAUUCUCUUCAUGUACUCUUUCCGU